Molecule: messenger RNA, 3743 nt
Organism: Cynara cardunculus var. scolymus (artichoke)
Lineage: Eukaryota; Viridiplantae; Streptophyta; Magnoliopsida; Asterales; Asteraceae
Product: calcium-transporting ATPase 2, plasma membrane-type-like
Exons: 6
Coding region: 295-3348 (1017 amino acids)
Biological process (GO): calcium ion transmembrane transport
Cellular component (GO): membrane; intracellular membrane-bounded organelle
Molecular function (GO): ATP binding; P-type calcium transporter activity; ATP hydrolysis activity
Source: RefSeq, a predicted model, not a curated record
CCUCUACCCACAAUUUCGAUUUCAAUAAUCUGUAUCUUGUUCGAUAAUCAUAUGCUGCUUCGUUGAUAUUUCUUGACUGCACUUUACCAAUUCAAAAACCACAGAAAUUUCCUCAAUUUUGACUGUUUCUUGGUUUAUAUAUACUUGUAGUUUAAUAUUCGUUUCAGCAAGAAGCAAGGAGAAAGGAGAAAGGAGAAAGAAGAGAGAAUUGACAGUGAUUUGUUCUGGGGUUUGAUUUUGGUUGAGUUAAUUAGUUUCGUUUUCGAGAGUGAGAGUGGAUUUGGUGAGGGGAAAAUGAUGGACAAUUAUUUGAAUGAGAAUUUCGGGACGGUGAAACCGAAGCAUUCAUCGGAGGAGGCGUUACAGAGAUGGAGGGAUAUGUGUGUUCUUGUGAAGAACCCUAAACGGCGGUUUCGUUUCACCGCUAACAUCCCCAAACGCAAUGAAGCUGAAGCUAUGCGCCGUAGUAAUCAGAAGUUGAGGGUAGCUGUUUUGGUGUCGAAAGCAGCAUUUCAGUUUCAGCAAGGCGCAGAAGCCAGCGAUCACACGAUAUCCGACGAAAUCAAAGCAGCUGGUUUUGGUAUCAGUGCCGAUGAGGCGGGAUCCAUCGUGGAAAACCAUGACUCCAAAAGGCUAAAAUCUCAUGGUGGGGUAGAUGGUCUUGCAAAGAAGCUCAAAACAUCGACCACUAAUGGACUUGCCAUGGAUGAUAAAGAUUUGAGCUGCAGACAGAAACUUUUUGGAACCAACGAAUUCACCGAGCGUGAGCAACAAAGCUUUUGGGUUUUCGUAUGGGAAGCCCUUCAAGAUAUGACCCUUAUGGUUCUUGCUGUAUGUGCCUUUGUUUCUUUAAUCGUCGGCAUAGCAACCGAAGGAUGGCCAAAGGGAGCUCAUGAUGGUCUUGGAAUCGUGGCUAGUAUCUUGUUGGUAGUGUUUGUAACAGCAACAAGUGAUUAUCGUCAAUCUCUACAGUUUAGGGAUUUGGAUAAAGAGAAGAAGAAGAUAUCAAUUCAAGUCACCAGAAACGGAUACAGGCAAAAGUUAUCGAUAUAUGAACUACUUCCUGGUGAUAUCGUACAUCUCGCCAUUGGAGAUCAAGUUCCUGCAGAUGGACUUUUCCUUUCUGGGUUUGCAGUCUCUAUCGACGAAUCUAGUUUGACCGGAGAAAGCGAGCCAGUUAAGGUCAAUACCGAAAAUCCUUACUUGUUAUCUGGAACCAAGGUUCAAGAUGGUUCAUGUAAAAUGUUGGUUUUAACGGUAGGCAUGAGAACCCAAUGGGGAAAACUGAUGGCAACUCUUAGCGAAGGGGGACACGAUGAAACCCCAUUGCAGGUUAAGUUGAAUGGAGUGGCAACUGUUAUUGGAAAGAUAGGCCUUUGUUUUGCCGUAGUGACCUUUGCAGUUUUGGUUCAGAAACUGCUUGCUGUCAAGAUCACAGAAGGAACUCAUUGGAUUUGGUCUGGUGAUGAUGCCUUGAUGUUGUUGGAAUACUUUGCUAUCGCUGUCACCAUUGUUGUUGUUGCAGUUCCAGAAGGGUUGCCUUUGGCCGUCACAUUGAGCCUGGCCUUUGCCAUGAAGAAGAUGAUGAAUGAUAAGGCACUAGUUCGCAAUCUUGCCGCCUGUGAGACCAUGGGUUCUGCAACCACCAUUUGCAGCGAUAAAACUGGGACGCUGACCACCAACCACAUGACCGUUGUCAAGUCUUGCAUUUGUAUGAAUGUUAAAGACGGGAUCAAACAAGAAACCUCUGAAAUCCCUGAUGGUGCUUUAAAGAUUCUUCUACAAUCGAUAUUCACCAACACAGGGGGAGAAGUUGUGAUUAACCAACAAGGGAAACGUGAGAUACUAGGAACCCCAACAGAGACAGCCAUACUGGAGUUUGGAUUGUCACUUGGAGGUGAUUUCCAAUCUGAGCGCCAAGCAUCCAAAGUUCUCAGAGUUGAGCCUUUCAACUCUACGAAGAAACGAAUGGGGGUGGUGCUGGAGCUUCCUGAAGGAGUAGUAAGAGCACAUUGUAAAGGUGCUUCAGAAAUAAUCUUGGCUGCUUGUGAUAAGAUGAUCAAUGCAAAUGGUGAAGUUGUGCCUCUUGACCAGGCAUCCAUUAAACAUCUAAAGAGUACAAUUGAGAGUUUUGCUGAUGAAGCCCUUCGAACUUUAUGUCUUGCUUAUAUAGACAUCAAAAGUGAUGUUUCGGCUGAAACUCCUAUUCCAGCUUCUGGGUACACCUGUAUUGGAAUCGUGGGUAUCAAAGAUCCUGUCCGUCCAGGUGUCAAAGAAUCAGUUGCUCUUUGUCGGUCAGCUGGCAUAACUGUCCGUAUGGUUACAGGUGACAACAUAAAUACCGCGAAAGCCAUAGCCAGGGAAUGUGGAAUACUUACAGAUGAUGGGAUUGCAAUAGAGGGUCCAGAUUUCCGCGAGAAGAGUCUGGAGGAAUUGCUCGUACUAAUCCCCAGGAUUCAGGUUAUGGCUCGAUCUUCGCCUCUAGAUAAGCAUACAUUGGUGAAACACUUGCGAACCACAUUUGGUGAGGUUGUAGCAGUUACUGGAGAUGGAACAAAUGACGCCCCAGCUCUUCAUGAAGCCGACAUAGGCCUUGCCAUGGGCAUUGCUGGAACUGAGGUUGCCAAAGAGAGUGCAGAUGUUAUUAUUCUGGAUGACAAUUUCUCCACAAUUGUGACCGUAGCCAAAUGGGGCCGAUCAGUCUAUGUUAACAUUCAAAAGUUUGUACAGUUUCAGCUGACUGUCAACAUCGUUGCUUUAAUAGUGAACUUCACUUCAGCAUGUUUAACAGGGAGCGCACCCCUCACAGCUGUUCAACUUUUGUGGGUGAACAUGAUCAUGGAUACAUUGGGAGCACUGGCACUUGCAACCGAGCCUCCAAAUGAGGAACUAAUGAAGAGAGCUCCUGUCGGCAGGAAGGGUAACUUCAUAACGAAUGUCAUGUGGAGGAAUAUCUUCGGGCAGGCUGUGUACCAAUUUGCAGUCAUAUGGCUUCUUCAGUCGAAAGGAAAAUCAUUCUUUGGCCUUGACGGAGAUGACUCUGAUCUCAUCCUUAACACACUCAUUUUCAAUUCCUUCGUCUUCUGUCAGCUCUUUAACGAGGUUAACUCUAGAGAAAUGGAGAAAGAAGAUGUUCUAGAUGGCAUAUUGGAGAACAAGGUGUUUGUAAGCGUUAUUGCUGCAACCGUCAUUUUCCAAGUGAUAAUAAUCGAGUAUUUGGGUACCUUUGCAAACACAUCACCAUUAACAACCACACAAUGGUUGUUUAGCAUUUUCACCGGAUUUUUAAGCAUGCCGAUUGCUGUGUUCUUGAAGAAGAUCCCUGUUGGAGGUAACAUGAAGAUAUGAUAUCUUCUUUGACUUGUUAGAAAGCCAUUAGAUUUAUCUCUUUUUGCCAUCCAAUCUGUUGUUUAUCACAGUUUUGUGAUGGGAAUUCCAUUAAUCCAAUCAGAAACCCACCCGAAAAAAGGAAAUUAAAAGCUGUGAUCUUGCUUAUCACAUAACAUACUGAUAUUUCUGUGAGAUCCCAGAUUUUAAUUCCGUUCUUUGUCUUUGGUUUUUGAAGUCGCGUAGAUGUGCAUUUGUUUUCAUUAUGAAUCUGUAUUAGACGUAUAGUUCAUUUUGCUACUUCUGGGAAGUGAUUGUUUAAUUUGGAAUGAAAUAUUUUUGUAAAGCUUGAUCUUUUUAGUUCUAAUAAAAGUGUAACAUAUUGCUGAUUUAUUGGAUCUUUCUUAGACUUUCUA